Molecule: messenger RNA, 1059 nt
Organism: Aspergillus tanneri
Lineage: Eukaryota; Fungi; Ascomycota; Eurotiomycetes; Eurotiales; Aspergillaceae
Exons: 1
Coding region: 1-1059 (352 amino acids)
Source: RefSeq, a predicted model, not a curated record
AUGCCAGUCGACGACUACGGCGUUUGGAAGGGGGUGCCGGUUCAUUACGAGGUUGAAGACUCUAUUGAAGACCCAAAAUCCCCGCACUUAUCGUUAUACUACCAUGAAAAUAAAGGAACGGAGCCACAGUUUGACCGCAAGUAUCGUCAGAAACACAAAAACAAACCAAGAAACCAGAACAGACCGAAAGAAAUUCCUGGGCUCUUCCGCGCGGCGAUCAACAUCAAAUCCGGGAACAAGGUAGAAUCUCGACUUGUCUAUUGGGUGAAUUAUAACGUCGUCAAUCACCCGAUUGUUGAAAAGUUAGCCAACCUGGAUUUCGGCUUUCAUCCUCUCGAGGGUAUGGCUGGUGAAGGGAUAGACUAUAUCCGAAGUGAUCUCUUCGAUGCUAAGAGCGGUCGUGUUCUUCCUCAUGACAUUCCAGGCCCAAACAACGAUAUUAUUAAUGUCUUGGAGCCUGAAGUACAGCAAUCAAUUGAAAAGAAUGCAGAGGUUUACUUGUUCGGUUCCUGUUUCAGUACAAAAAACGGAAUUCACAAUGUGCAUAUGAAUCAGGGCAACGUAAAGAAUUUCCGUCAUGAUGAUGGAGUUUUCCAUGAUGGAGGUCUUCUCAUCCAUUAUAAAGACUCUGGAAAAUGGACUGGGAUUUUUCUCGCGUUUGCAUCACAAGCUGUGCACACCGAUGAUCGUAGCGGUCACGCUAUAUCACCAUUGACCUGGGGCGAAUUAUUACCCACAGAACACACAGAGAAUUCAGUAGCAAUCAAGGAGGCAUAUGUCAAAAAGGGAAAAUCAGUUACUCUCGCGAACCUUACAAACCACAAGGUAUCCCUGUCAUCGUGGCAAUUCCAUAAUUCAGCUGGUCAAGCCCAAGAGCUUCCUCGCGAUGCAGCCUUGAACUCCCUGGCUACCAGAGCCUUUGAAGUGCCUAAUUUACCUCUUUCUAACGAUGGUGACACUAUCACUCUUGUUGAUGAACAUGGGUUGAAGGUUGAUGGCGUGAGUUAUAACUCUCAGGAGGGAAAGAUGGAAGGUCGACCAAUUGUUUUUGCACAUUAG